GUUAAAACUUAAAAGGGGGGUUUUUGACAGUAUAUGUAGCUAACUCCAAUAUAUAAACCCAAUUUUAUUGCGACCUAAUUUUAAUCCCAUCCCAAUCUCAAAAGUCAAGCAACGCCGGAGCCUAGCCGUCCCUACCGAUCCACACCCAUCUCCCCGCCGUCGCAGGCCGGAAAUUUGACGUCGGGAAGCUCAAUCGGAGUCUGCAAAAAUCACCUGCCAUUGCUGAUUCAUCUUGUUUUACGAUUUGAACUCAAAUACACGUUUGUGGUUAAAAUAAAUCCUUGACUAUAGACAUCAUAAGAAUUGUUGUCAUUAUCGGAAACCAGUAGGACCGUUUAAUUGAUUUGGUUGCUUCUUUCGGGACGGUUGAGAUAUCGGUUAGACAAGGUCCCAAAGUUGUUUGAUCUUUUCUAGUAAUCGAGGAAAUUCAGAAGCUGUGGUUUUGAGAAUUGUGGAGGUUAUCUGAAGGCCUAGCAGAUGGCUAGCAUUGAGCCCUUCAAUCGUCUGGUGAAGCUUGCGGCAAGGGCAUUCUAUGAAGACAUUACAACUAAGGGUGAAAACCAGCAAAAGGCUGGAAGAAGUGAUAACCGAGGGAUUGCCGUGGUCAUUCUUGAUGCACUUACUAGACGCCAGUGGGUUAGGGAGGAAGAUUUGGCUAAGGACUUGAAGCUUCACACAAAGCAACUUCGUCGGACACUGAGAUUUUUUGAAGAGGAAAAACUAAUUACCCGUGACCACCGGAAGGAGACGUCAAAAGGAGCGAAAAUAUACAAUGCUGCAGUGGCUGCCACAGUAGAUGGUCAAAAAAUUGGAAGAGAAGGCGAUGAGAAGCAAAAAUUGCAUACCCAGUCAUACUGUUGUCUAGAUUAUUCUCAGAUAUAUGAUGUGGUGAGGUACAGAUUACAUCGCAUGAAGAAAAAGCUGAAGGAUGAAGUGGAGAGCAAAAACACAGUUCAAGAGUAUGUUUGCCCAAACUGCAACAAGAGAUAUAAUGCCCUUGAUGCACUCCGGCUUAUCUCUCCGUAUGAUGAGUACUUCCACUGUGAAAGCUGCAAUGGAGUGCUUGUGGCCGAGAGUGACAAGUUUGCAGCUCAAGAAAUGGGAAAUGGUGAUGAUAAUGCGAGCAGGCGUCGUAAUGACAAGUUGAAAGACAUGCUCAGGAAGAUGGAGGAACAACUCAAACCACUGAUUGAUCAACUUGGCCGAGUUAAGGAUUUGCCUGCACCUGAAUUCGGAAAUCUUCAAGCUUGGGAGCUUCGAGCAAAUGCUGCCGGUCGUGCUCUGAAUGGAGACAAUGCCACUGAUCCCUCUAAAUCUUUGCAUAGUGGAACUCCUAUGCCUUAUGUUGGAGAGACCAAAGUUGAAGUUGCAUUCUCUGGUGCCGAUGAUAAAGGAGAAGUUAAAGCAGCAACUUCAAAUACACCUAUGAAGGUCUUGCCUCCAUGGAUGAUCAAGGAAGGCAUGAAUCUCACCAAGGAGCAACGAGGGGAGGCCAAUCCCGAGGCAAAGGUGCCUGCUGAUUCAAAAGCUUCUGAGCUUCGUGAUGAUAAGAAGUCAUCUGUAAAUGACGAAACGAAAAAUUUACAGGAUGAAUAUGUAAAAGCUUAUUAUGCUGCUCUACUUAAGCGCCAACGUGAACAAGAAGAAGCAGUCAAGAAGGAAAAGGAGUCAUCAAGUAUCGAGAUCUCAAACAAUAUACACUCCAUGACCUCCGAGCGACAGGUUGGCGUGAAAUCCAAACGUGAUGAGUUUGAAGGAGAUGAUGAAGUUGAGUGGGAGGAAGACCCACCAGCAGGUAGCACAUCCGAACAAUUUAAAGUGAACGACUUAAAUGUUGAAGCAGAUGCCGUUGAAGAAGACGAAGAUGAGAAUGACUGGGAGGACGGUUAAGGGAAGAAUAUGAAGGUGUGGGUUUUAUGAAGACGCUGUACAUUUGGAGUGCUUUUGUUUUUCCGAGAUCAAACCUCAUUUUAGUACUCGCGUGAAUCAACCCGCAUAGAAUUUGGAUUAUCAAAACUCAAAAGUACUGCCUAAUGUGUUGAAUAUGGAAAAUCAGACCUCAGACGAACCCAAAGAUAUUCGUUAAGCGAUGCGCUGAAACUGAUGCAGCCGAAAGAUGAUGAGAAUUUUGGAUUUUCUUUCUAUACUUCCAUUUUUUAUACACUGAAACUGAUGCAGCUGAGCUGAGAGAUGAUGAGAAUUUGGAACUUUUUUCUGUACUUCAAUUUUUAUACGGCAAGUUCUUGUAUGCUGCCUGGACAUUAUUUCCACUUGUUUUUCUUCACAGUAUUGUUCAAUUUAUAGCUCUUGGAGUGAUGAAUAGAUGAUAAUGGGAGGUAAUCCUUGGUAUUAGGAUCACUUGGUUUGCAAUGGAACAUUUACAACUUGUUUGGAAUUGAAGUGGACUUUCGAUUUUGAAUUCCAUUUAAACAACAAAAUUUGUUUGGUGAAAAUUUAAAAAUAGACUUUUGGA
Messenger RNA from Striga asiatica, 2473 nucleotides. The record is from the annotation of a GenBank genome assembly. NCBI's taxonomy places the organism in Eukaryota, Viridiplantae, Streptophyta, Magnoliopsida, Lamiales, Orobanchaceae.